Messenger RNA from Gongylonema pulchrum, 360 nucleotides. The record is from the annotation of a GenBank genome assembly. NCBI's taxonomy places the organism in Eukaryota, Metazoa, Nematoda, Chromadorea, Rhabditida, Gongylonematidae.
UUGUUUAUUUAUCAGAGAUCUGGCAAAGUGGAAAUUGGUUAUCCAAGAAUAAUUGCAUCUACAUGGCAUGGCAUUCCAGAGCAAGCCAGUGCUGCUGUUACUUUUAAUAAUGAUCUCUAUUUUUUCGAUGCAAAUCGAGCCUAUAAAUUUCACACAGUCAACAUGACAGCAUCGCCAGCAAUUGACAUCUCGCAUUUGUGGCGUUUCUGCCCUGUUGCUAUGAAAAUUUCGUGUGGUACUCAUGCGCCACGUAUUUCGUCAAUUAUAUAUUUGCAGUCAUUGCUGUUACCGCUGCUGCUGUUCACUGAAUCUGUCGUUAUCUCGCACUGCUCGCCAUCUCAUUUCCUCUGUUAUUUUUGA